GUCAACAUAGAAUUUUGAGGUUAUAAAUUAUACUAGUGUUAAGUUUCUUUCGUAUACCUGAACGAGAUCCUUACAUAAGAACAAAGUUCUGCUUCAAAUCAUACUCUACGCUAAUAAUAUCAGACUCAAUGAGAAUUGGCUGGGUUCACAAACUGGUAAACAAAUGGCCCGGGAAAAAGACCUUUGGGAUGUAUAGAUUUCUUCCAAUGUUCUUCGUACUUGGAGCUGCAUUGGAAUUUUCUAUGAUAAACUGGAGAGUUGGUGAAGUUAAUUUUUACAACACUUUUAAGCGGCGUCAAGCCCACGAUAUAGUUGAAGAGAAAAUUAAAAAGUACGCAGCUGUGUAACAUGCCUGCCGGAGUAACUUGGG
This is a messenger RNA of Trichoplusia ni (cabbage looper), 370 nucleotides long. RefSeq names its product small integral membrane protein 4 (gene sloth1). The transcript has a single exon. Bases 129 to 347 code for a protein of 72 amino acids. The record is from RefSeq and is a predicted model, not a curated record. NCBI's taxonomy places the organism in Eukaryota, Metazoa, Arthropoda, Insecta, Lepidoptera, Noctuidae.